Messenger RNA from Panicum hallii, 674 nucleotides. RefSeq lists its product as uncharacterized. The transcript has a single exon. NCBI's taxonomy places the organism in Eukaryota, Viridiplantae, Streptophyta, Magnoliopsida, Poales, Poaceae. Bases 143 to 367 code for a protein of 74 amino acids. The record is from RefSeq and is a predicted model, not a curated record.
AUGGCUCACCUCACCGAGUGCUAAAACCUUCCCAAAUUUGAUCCCCUGCGCAUCCGCGCGCCCAUCCAUCACAAUCUUGGUCCCCUGUGUUGGUCCUCUGCUAGCAGCAGCAAGCAAGCAAGCAAGCAACGAGGAAGCAGCGAUGGCGUUCGUGCCGGUGUGCGUGCAGUGCGGGACGCGGAGCAACCCGUGCCGGUGCAAGGUGCUCGGCCCGACGCUGGGGUUCGUGGCCUUCGUGGUGGCCGGCGUCAUCGAGUGGCCGCUGGGGGCCGCCGUGUACCUGUUCCGGCACCGCAAGGGCCGCCGCAUCAUGGCGCACCCGGCCACCGUCGUCUACCCGCGCAUCACCAGCGCCAUCCCCAUCUAAUCAAUCCGCCGGCCGGUGGUGUCGCGCGCGGCUCCUGAAUAUCUAUCCCGAUCGGUGCCGUCGCCUCUCUAUUACUCCGUACUUUUAAGCCGGCCGGGUUGAGGGGGCUGUGUCGCCUGCGUAUUGAGAUGUCACUGUCAGUCCCAAUGUGUGAAUCCUUUUUUACAUCUUCUUUCUUUUCCUCUCUCAAUAAGAGUGUCAAGCGUGGGGUUUCGGUUCGUACAUUUGCGCUCCGCUUGUAAUGAUCACCGUAGCGUGAAUGCACGUAACAUCAUCAAUGUAACUCCCUGGAGCAUACUGUCUGCUG